AUAUUUUAAGAUUUUUUUUCUAAUUGUCUUUCCCAUUUAUUUUUUCUAAUAAGUUUUCCCAUAUAGUUUAGGAGUAACAUUAAUUCUCUUAUUAUUUUCACAGAAAAAGGAAACUACACGUUACUUAUUUCAUAUUCCUACCGCCUACGUAGUUUUUUUCUCAAGUCCUUUUCCUUUCUUUCAAAUCCUAUUCCUUGUCGGAUUUGAAUUUGUUUCUUCUUUAAAUAAAUUAAAAGUUUGCAAAUCAAAUUGACAAAUCAAAAUCAAAACCAAAACUAAAACUAAAACCAUGGAUGAAGUGAAACAAAUAACAGAGAAGCUACGGAACAAUCGAGCCCAAUAUAUGGAUCGACGUAAAUUUUUCAAUAAAUUAGAGAUAGAACAGAGUAAAAAACGUGAAGAAGAAAAACGUGAAGUCGAAGCGAAAUCCCAGCAACAUAAUAAUCAUAAAUCUUACUUGUCAACCGAUAAUAUCAAAUCGGAAUCUUCUUCAUUAAUUUCCCUUCCGCUACAACAAGUUGUUCGCCGCCUUAGGGUUUUGAAACAUCCUGUAACUUUAUUCGGAGAAGAUGAAGAGGCAAGGUUUGCUAGGUUGAAUCUUGUGUUGAAAGCUGGAUUGUUUGAAGUUGAUGAAAGUGAUAUGACGGAAGGGCAAACAAAUGACUUUUUGCGAGAUAUGUUGGAAUUGAAGAAGUCACGGAUGUUGAAGCGGAAAGCCACAGAUCAGGAUAAAGAUGGUGAAGAUUUGAAGAGGAUGAAAACUAAUUUUGAGGAUUUGUGUGAUGAGGAUAAGAUUUUGGUGUUUUACAAAAAGUUGUUGAAUGAGUGGAAUCAAGAGCUUGAUGAUAUGAGUUCUGAGGCUAAAAACCAGACAGUGGUGGCUACUUUGAUGCAGUGUGCUAGGGAUUUGAAUCCGUUAUUUGAUUUAUGCAGGAAAAGGUUACUUAAUCAUGACAUUAGGAAAGCAUUAGUUGUGAUGGUUGAAUGUUGUAUGAAUAGAGAAUAUAGUGCUGCAAUGGAUCAAUAUCUUAAUAAGAUAGCAAUUGGUAAUGCACCUUGGCCUAUUGGUGUUACUAUGGUUGGUAUUCAUGAACGAUCAGCACGUGAGAAGAUUCACACAAAUAGUGUUGCUCAUGUCAUGAAUGAUGAGACAACUAGGAAGCUUCUGCAUUCAGUUAAAAGACUGGUGACAUUCUGCCAACGACGCUACCCAACAAUGCCAUCCAAAUGUAUGGAGUUCAAUAGCCUUGCAAAUAGCAGUGACUUGCACUCUCUGCGUGCACAAGAAUCGACUUGUCAAGGCUUCCAAUGCCUAGGUCUGUACAAGGAAUUUCUCUUCUAA
Solanum tuberosum (potato) is the source of this 1342-nucleotide messenger RNA. Its product is annotated as pre-mRNA-splicing factor 18-like. Gene Ontology annotation, biological process: RNA splicing; generation of catalytic spliceosome for second transesterification step. The transcript has a single exon. Gene Ontology annotation, cellular component: U4/U6 x U5 tri-snRNP complex; U2-type post-spliceosomal complex; U5 snRNP. Bases 290 to 1342 code for a protein of 350 amino acids. NCBI's taxonomy places the organism in Eukaryota, Viridiplantae, Streptophyta, Magnoliopsida, Solanales, Solanaceae. The record is from RefSeq and is a predicted model, not a curated record.